AUGAACGCCAUCACAUGCCAUCGCCAAUCGCAUGCCCACGGCGGCUAUCCUUACAGCCUGCCGCACGACCAUCACCAUAAUAAUAGCAACAAUAGCCGCCCUCUCCACAUAGUCCAAACCAUUAUGCCAACUGCUCUGGGUCCAGGCGCCGGGGAAACUCCAUCGUGCCUGGCUGGAUCCCAGCUACCUCCAUCCCUUGAGAUUUCUUCUCCUAACCUGAAUGCCUUGCCCGAUACAAAAGCCACCUUGGAACUCACUGAAAUCACUGUGGACACAUGCACCUCCCCAGUCACUCCUGAUAUCGCCGACGAUAUGGGGUUGAGCAUGGAAGGAUCUUCGAUCACAAAUCCAAGCGUCACACCAGAACUAUCUCCCGUUGGCGACAACCCUCGCAUUUCAAAGCGGAAACGAACUUCAUCACCACCGUCGCCCUCGUCGACAAGUCCCGGAGACUAUCGUCGUUCAUCAUCUCGAAGCACCCGUCGCUCUGCACAGACGGCUCGCCAUAGCUCUUUACACUCUCAUCGCCACGCACCUCUCACGCCAUCGGUUCCUAGCAAAGAUCUAGAGACCAAGCGGGAAGAUCUUCUGGCCCUGCACCGGGAAUCCUGCCGUUUAUUUCAAGACAGUGGACGAACGAUCCCGACUCAGCAUAGAAGAACGUCACUUCCCCUAACCACCCACGACAGUCCGCCACACACGCUCCGCACAUCGUCAGAGACCGGUUCACCCCCGGUGUCCCCAGUCUUCCCGACCCAAAUUUCUACGGUGAGCGAGGACCUGACGGAUCAAGACUAUCAUAAGGGGCCCUUGCUCCACACUUCACCCAUAACCAACACCAUCCAUGACGAAAGUUAUAUCCCUUCGAUCCAGGCCUCGGUCACUGUCAUUGACUGGACGUCCCCGUCCACGCGGAGGCGCGAAUACAAAAAGAUCGACCGUGCCAGUAGUGGGGUAAGGGGCUUCUGGCGCCGGGUUGCCCCCAAGUGGUGCCAGUUCGGACAUGACCGCACGCCGUUCUUUGAAGAAAAAGACGGCAAAGGAAACUACGAGGGUAGUGUCCGACGGUUUCGAAUGGACCUCCCCGACGAGCCUGUCCCGGAACGUAAAAUGAAUGCCAUUCGGGCACUGAAGCUGAAACAAAAGUUGGUGACGACUAAAAUGAGCAGUCGUCGACAAAGCGAAUAA
Molecule: messenger RNA, 1188 nt
Organism: Aspergillus nomiae NRRL 13137
Lineage: Eukaryota; Fungi; Ascomycota; Eurotiomycetes; Eurotiales; Aspergillaceae
Exons: 1
Coding region: 1-1188 (395 amino acids)
Source: RefSeq, a predicted model, not a curated record